AGAUGGAAGGUGGUAGAUAUUCGGUUGAUUUGGGUAACCUCGAGCGCAAUCGAAGGAACGAGAUUGGGAGGAAGAAAUCCCGCAAAGGUAAAGAACUUGCCGGCUCUUCCUCUCAAAGCCGACAUGAUUUUGAAACGGGUUACCAAAGGAGAGAUGGAGAUGCGAUGUCCGAAGAACAACUACAACAAGAAUUGGCCCGACAUAAUAACCGCUUUCUACAACAACAACAAAUCCCGACGACCAUUGACGAAGAGGAGCUUGAGGAUGAAGAUGCGGAGGAAAUGGAACCGGAGACGGUCGAGGAGGAGGGUGCUGGCAGUCACGACGCCGACGAGUCUGCCUCAUCCCAAACGCCACCGGUAAUAAAAAAGUAAAUCUGAACUAAUGAAAAAUAAUUUUGAUAAGUGGAAGGACACACAAACCGGCUAUUGGCACGCUACUUGCAAGUGGUGCAACAACAAUUAUAGCUUGGGGACCUCCAGCGGAUACAGAUCCGCCGCAAGGCAUCUUAAGGCAAAGCACCCCGUGGAGUAUGCAAAAUUAGGCGGCGGAACGGGGAAACAAACUCAAAUAUCGAGAUAAUUUAAUUUGUACCGCCAUAUAAUACUUUGAAGGCUACCAAAGAUGGGGGAUAUCAAAACUAUGGCAUCAUCAAAACUAUUUAUCAAAAUCUAGGGUUUAACAGAAAGUCAAAAGAAAGAACGUUCCCGAUUUUAGCACGGAUGGUUAAUUAAGCAAGUACUAUCAAUGCCGGUUUCAACAGUUGCUGUGGAACAAGAAUUUAGUUCGGCCGGCAACAUCCUAACGGCAUCUAGAUCGAGAUUGAGCGCGGAGUCUCUUGAGACGCUUAUAUGCUACCACGAUUGGUUGAAGGCCGCACGUAGAACUCAACAAAUGAGCAUCACCCCCUCACAAGAAUUUAUGGAUGACUCAACAACCGAUGGUGGCUCUACCUAUGCCGGAGAUUCCGAUUGAUUAGUAUUUUAGAAAUUAUUAUAAAAUGCAUUUU
Messenger RNA from Cuscuta epithymum, 1009 nucleotides. NCBI's taxonomy places the organism in Eukaryota, Viridiplantae, Streptophyta, Magnoliopsida, Solanales, Convolvulaceae. The record is from the annotation of a GenBank genome assembly.